AUGACUGUUACAUAUACAGCUCGGGUGGCCAAUGCCCGCUUUGGUGGCUUCUACAAACUGCUGAGCCUCUGGCGUGGGAGCAUCUAUAAACUGCUGUACAAGGAGUUCCUGGUCUUCUCGGUUUCCUAUUUGGGAUUAAGCCUGACUUAUCGGUAUGUCUUACAAGAAGAUCAGAAACGGGUCUUCGAAAAGGUGGUCAUUUAUUGCAACAACUAUGCCAAUCUCAUUCCUGUCUCCUUUGUUUUGGGCUUCUAUGUAACACUGGUAGUAAACCGCUGGUGGAGCCAGUAUACCAGCAUGCCAAUGCCAGAUCGCUUGAUGUGUGCCAUUUCUGGAAAUGUGCAUGGUGCAGAUGAGAGGGGACGGCUUUAUCGACGGACACUCAUGCGCUAUUGCAGUCUAUCAGCUGUCUUGAUCUUGCGCUCAGUCAGCAUUGCUGUGUUCAAGCGCUUUCCCACCAUGGACCAUGUGGUAGAAGCAGGGUUCAUGACUCGUGAGGAACGCAAGAAAUUUGAAAAUCUCAACUCUUCCUACAAUCGAUACUGGGUCCCCUGCAUAUGGUUUACCAACUUAGCUGCACAGGCACGUAAAGAAGGCCGCAUACGUGACAACUGUGCUCUCAAGUUGCUCAUGGAGGAACUGAAUCACUUUCGUGGCAACUGCAGCAUGCUUUACCACUAUGACUGGAUCAGUGUACCAUUAGUAUACACUCAGGUGGUUACCAUUGCUGUAUAUAGCUUCUUCUUUUCUUGUCUAAUUGGAAGGCAGUUCCUCGAUCCAGCCCAAGGUUAUGAAGGACAUGACCUAGACCUGUGGAUUCCUGUUUUCACCCUGCUUCAGUUUUUCUUCUACUUUGGAUGGCUCAAGGUGGCUGAGCAACUCAUCAACCCUUUUGGAGAGGAUGACGAUGACUUUGAAACCAAUUUACUGAUUGACAGGAACUUCCAGGUCUCCAUGAUGGCUGUGGAUGAGAUGUAUGCAGAUUUGCCUCUCCUGGAGAAGGAUAGAUAUUGGGAUGCCUCAAACCCACGUGCCCCCUAUACGGCAGCUACAGUUUUUCUGCUGCAACAGCCGUCAUUCCAAGGCUCCACUUUUGAUGUGACAUUGGCCAAGGAGGAUAUGCAGUUCCAGCCUUUGGAGGAGAUUGCCGAGGGCUUUGAAGACAGCCGCCAUGUGCCUGCCCACCUCUUGAACCGACUGCUCUCUACUGCUCCUACCUCAGGAGGUUUUGGACGCCGUCUCUCUCUGCUGAAGCGCAAGAACAGCUGUGUUUCAGAACCAUCAAACACCUACAGCUGCCUUUGUCAGGACAUGCAUGCCCUUGACUGCACGUGUACCCGGCAUGCCAGUCAGCAGAUGCGCAGUAACAGCAUUCCCUUCAUCCCUGAAGGGGCGGGAGACUCUGACCACGAUACCAGCAGCCCAGGAAAGGAAGCAUGCAGUGUUCUUCCUGAGUCGCACAUUGUUGAGCUGGGUGAACCUUCUCAGAGUGCAUCGGGCCAGGAGAAUGUUACUGCUGCCCCCCCUGAUCCAGAGCCCCUUGUGGAUACAUCAGUUAAUACAAAUGUCUUGUCCUGGCCUCUCCUAGAACAUGACUCUUCAGACACUUCUUUCUUUCACAACCCAAAGGAGGUGCCUAGCAAAGGGGUUGGCUAUCCCCCAUGGCUGCAGAGCCCCAUUGAAGAGGAAAGUACGGCAUGA
Messenger RNA from Protobothrops mucrosquamatus (brown spotted pit viper), 1701 nucleotides. RefSeq names its product bestrophin 2 (gene BEST2). The transcript is spliced from 9 exons. Gene Ontology annotation, molecular function: chloride channel activity. Bases 1 to 1701 code for a protein of 566 amino acids. NCBI's taxonomy places the organism in Eukaryota, Metazoa, Chordata, Lepidosauria, Squamata, Viperidae. The record is from RefSeq and is a predicted model, not a curated record.